AUUAUUAUUAUUAUUAUUAUUAUUAUUAUUAUUAUUAUUCUCUCUUUGUGAACGCACUGCUGAGUGAUGUUCAUGUGAGUGUUCAUUUUGUUCCCCAUCAGUAAAAUUAAAAGCUGUACAGCAGUUGUUCUCUUACUCGGUCGCGUGCGCUAAAGAACAGAAGAUAGAGGGAGAAUGGAGAGAGGAAGCGCGCGCGCGCACUCACCCACACACAUACACACACACACACACACACACAUACACAUACGUACAAAACCGCAGCUGCAGCAUCAGCACCAGGAAAGACGAAUAGAGCAAUGCACGCGCACUCCUUUCCUUUCUCCCGGACAAUAAGCCGUGAUGUGAUGUGAUGUGAUGUGUACGGGAGGCUCGUGAGCGGUCAUGCAGAACAGCACGGCGGUUCGGUGCGACACCGGAGCCGCGGAGCGCAUCUCCAUCGCCGCUCUGUUCUCCUUCAUGUGCGCUCUCGGCACCGUCCUCAACCUGUUGGUCAUCGGUCUGGUGUUGAGCUUCAAGAAGCUGCGCACAGCGAGCAACGCCUUCAUCGUGAACGGCUGCGCGGCCGACUUGCUCGUGUGCGCCUUCUGGAUGCCACACGAGGCGGCCGUGGCGGCGUCAGUUCCAUCCCCGCUCUACGGCGCCGCCCCCCGGGACGCGCUGCUUUUCCUCGGCGCCACCGUGUCGCUCCUGUCGCACUCGCUCAUCGCCGUGAACCGCUACGUGCUGAUCACGAAGCCGCCCGCCGCCUACCACGCGCUCUACCAACGGAGGCGCGCGCAGGCCAUGAUCGCCGCGUCGUGGCUCGUCGCGCUCGCGUGCCUGUUGCCGCCGUGGCUCGCGGUGGCUCGUCGACCAGCGUUCGCGUGCGGACUGAUGCUGCUGAUGCUGCUCUCCGAGCCCUGGGCUGCUGCCACGCUCGCGCUCACCAUUCUCGGCCAGACCGCGAUUGUGACGUACUGCUACUUCAAGAUCUUCCGGCGCGUGCAGAUCAGCGCUAAGCGCGUGAGUGUGCUGCACUUCCAACUCGUCAACAACCUGCCGUACUCGUUCCCGAGAAAGGACAAACGGCUCGGCGUGCACGUGCUGGCCGUGUGCCUGGUGUUCGUGUUGACCACAGAGCCCGUCCUGUGGACUCUGACCGCGGGCCUGUUCGCUCCUGUACCGGCAGCGUUCCGCACGUGCGCCUGGCUCCUCUUCUGCUCAGUCUUCGUGUCCGACCCGUUCCUGUACACGUGGAAGAACGAGGAGUUCAGAAAAGCGUUCAGGUCCGUCCUAAGAGGGGACUUCUGGCGAGGCUCCACCGUGGCCGCUGAGCCCGUUACCGUCAGCACCGUUUCUCACGUUUUCCCCCGACAGAACAGCCGCAGGGCGUUUUUAGCCGAGAUGAGCUAAGAGCAGUUUUACCCCAUGCAGUUUUUAACGCGCCCUCGCUGACUGUCUCCUACAGUGUACCCCUGCUCCAAAUAUGAUCCUUUUAUAGCCUACUGAUGCACUCGCAAAAAAUCGCGUACCUUUCCAUGUCACUGUGGUGGAACCACGAAGUGUACAACUUUUCUAAUGUAGCACACGUUUACAAAAUGAUAAAUGGGUCGCAAGUAGCUUUUAAAACUCCAGUGCAAACACCGUUCCGUGCAAUAGAUUUCACACUACAAAAGGUGUAGCUUGGCGGUACCCCCUCAGUGACAAGGAAAGGUACACGUUACACUCGAAGAGUGCAGUUUAAAUAAAUGAAGCUUAUUCACAUUCACUACAUUCCCAUUGCAAAUCUUUGCUCCAUUCCGAUUUGCUGUUCACAUCCACAUUUUAGUUUUCGUUUUAACGAAUGGAGGAAAUGAAUCACCUACAUAUUGUUUAGAAAGUUAAUGUGCGUUGGAAACUACGAAUUUAAAAGACUGACAGAUCUGUAUCAGAUUUAAUGCCACAUAUAGGCUACACUGUCAUGCGUCAUAUAUACACUACCUUUCCUUGCCACUGGGGUGGUACCUUCAUUUUCUGUAGCUGAAACAGACAUAGUGUACCUUUUAAAAAUGAUUUCAGGUGCAUAAAUAGACUGUGAUUAGUUUUUAGAGUAAAGCUAAAAGUUCAAAGGUAACAGAUACAUGCGAAAGGUACAAAAGAUGUAAGCCUGAGGGUACCACCCCAGCAACAAAUAAAAGUACAGGUUAGAACCUUUUUUUGACAUUUCGAAAUGAAUAUGUCAGAUUCAGUUUAUUGUUGCAGUUCACACUGAUAACAAAAGUAGGCUCAGAAGAACAUCAUUAAAGUCAACUGUGGACCUCAAGAGUUACCAAAGUUCCCCAGGUAGACAAACUUGCUGAUACGACCUUAACUAGUUUCCUUUGAAGGUCACCUAGGUUUGCAGUGUGGUGGAAAUUUUGACAAACACCAAUAGACUCGUCCUCUCAGAUGAAGAAGAGAGUGCUCUGCGUGUUUUGUCUCUCACACACUAUAUAUACAGAAGGUGUUGGUGUAUGUCUGCACAUCUGCUACUUUCAAUAGGUAAGUGAAAACCGUUAGAGAAAUGGUCCUAACGUCCUUUCUGUUCAAAAGGUCGUAGCAGAUGUGCAGACAUCUCUAAAGAUAAUAUGUUUGUGUCAGCACAAGUUCAACAUGAGUUCAAACGGAGUUCAGAACAUUCUGUACUUCUCUAGGCUAGAUAACAUGGUCUGAUAGACAAGGACAGAAACAGAGAUGAGUCUUUUAAGAAAUAAAAAUACAAGGACUUAACAAAUUUCUCUCACAGCAGACAGCAUUCAACUGAGCAAGAAAACACACUACACACUGAUGCGCGCUCUUAUCCGCGUGCUGCAAGUGGCCGUUUGUGUGCUACACAUCAGCUGCACUAUUUCUCAUUUUUCCUAUUCUCACAAACCUGGGUCAUUACGAAGCCCUCAGGAGUGGAGCUGAAACUCACUGAUGGGGGUUGUACACACUCCUGAGCUGUGAGCGAAAGGUGAGACAAGGACGUGUUAAUAACAGUACUGAAACACCAUGGAGGGACGGUCUGCACAGUUUAUACUUCUACCUCAAUACUCAGAAAUAGUUUUUUUUUUUUCUUCAUUUUGGACAUUUUACAGAUUAAAAUGAUUUGGCUAUUUGUUUGUUUUUAGGUAAAAUGGGACACUUCUGAUGUACACAAAAAACAGACAUGAAACAAGACAGCAGCAUUGAUUUUUAAGAAAUGUUUGAAUAUCUUGCUGAUGCUGAUCUUUAAAUACCGAGGUAUGUUUAAGUCUGAUCUUCAUGAAACGACGAAUCAAAUCAAAUCAGCGUGCUUGGAACGAAGCUAAUAGCAAAAUACGAAUUUUAUGCUAGCAAUGUGAAUUCUGUGAAUUGCUAAUCUUUUUCAUCAUUUGCACAAUAGUCAGAGGACCAAGAAUGUAAUGAAUUAUAUUUUGAACCUGAAACUUCACUUUUCACAGUUCCUCAGGGGUUCUUUGGAUGAUUAAGGGUUCAAAACCUUCUAAAAGUGUUCAUGGGUUUGUAAAUGUAACUUUUUUUUAACAGUGUGUGGGUGGUUUUCAAUAAGAAAAACAUCCGCAUGAAUAUUUUAAGCCAGUGUGAAAUCAUGACGGUAAUUUAAGAAAAUCCCUGGAGUUAUUCUUUAAACACCCGAUUUGGUGCGUAAUUAAAUUCCAGGGUUGCGUUUGGUGUGUUAUAUGAUGUUAAAUCUUUCAUUUCUUGCAGGAAUACACAGUGUUCAUGCCAAAUGCAUGCCUUUUGUUGACAUAUCGAGAAUGAGCCAGUGUUUUUCAUAUCGUUUUGUAAUCGCAGUGUUCACUUGUGAGGAUUUUUUGCUAAAUGGUUUACACACAGUUACUGCUUUUUUUCUUCUUCAGUACAACUGCAUUUGUAUUACGACGUUGAAAUAAACUGUGAUAAACUGUUCAGUGCUUCUUUUGGCUGUGUAUAUUUAUCACUUCGCCAUUCGUAUCAUGAGGAGUUGUCAUGGAAACCUCUGGUAUGUAAUAUUAUAAUCUACAGUUACAACCACAACAGAAGCUUUUGAGC
Molecule: messenger RNA, 4011 nt
Organism: Ictalurus punctatus (channel catfish)
Lineage: Eukaryota; Metazoa; Chordata; Actinopteri; Siluriformes; Ictaluridae
Gene: gpr88
Product: G protein-coupled receptor 88
Exons: 1
Coding region: 382-1392 (336 amino acids)
Biological process (GO): G protein-coupled receptor signaling pathway
Cellular component (GO): membrane
Molecular function (GO): G protein-coupled receptor activity
Source: RefSeq, a predicted model, not a curated record